UGGAGGGAACUAUAAGAGAAGGUAAAGAACUCGGUUAUGAAAGAAAAGAAGAAGAUAAUUCCGUGGAAGAUGGGAAGAAGAGGUUGGCAUAGCAAGAAAUGGAAAGUGAAAAAAAGAGAGCUAAGAAGGGAUAUGAGAAAAAUGAAAAAAGAAAAAAUCAGUAAAGAAGAGUAUAUUAGAAAGAAGAAAGAGUACAAAGUAUGGUACGAAGAAGAAAGGGAGAAGCACGAAAGGGAAGAAGAAGAAAGGAUAAAAUUGAUAGGAUCGGAGAAAGAGGUGUGGAAAUAUAUCAACAAAUUUAGAAAAAGAAGAGAAAGAAUAGACGAAAAUAUCGAAUUGAAGGAAUGGAAGAAACAUUUCAUAGAAUUAUUAGGAGGUACGGAGAAGAGGAUAAUUUGGGAAGAAAAAAAGGAAAAGAGAGAAGAGAGAAAAGAAGAAAAGGAAAUGGCAAACAAAGAGGAAAUAACAAAAGAAGAAUUAGCGGAACAACUAAGAGAGUUAAAAAAAGGAAAAGCACCAGGAGAAAAUGAAAUAGAGAACGAAGCAUGGAGACUGAUGCUGGAGGAAAUAGGAGAGGUGCUUUGGAAGUCAAUAAAUAGAAUAUGGAAAGAAGGAGGAAUCCCGAAUGACUGGAACAGGGGGCUAAUAAGCCCAAUAUAUAAAAAAGGUGACAAAACCGAAGUCAAGAAUUACAGAGGGGUAACAUUAAUGGAUACAGCGUAUAAGGUAUAUGCAAACAUACUAAAUGAAAAAUUACAAAGAGAAGUGGAUGGAAAAUUAGAAGAAAACCAAUUUGGAUUCAGGAAAGGAAGAGGAACAACAGACGCAACAUACGUUCUAAACUACUUACAAGGGAACCUCGCGAACUUGAAAAUUCUGAUACUUCUUGGUCCGGAUCCAUUAGCGGUGACAUGCCAAAGAGUCGACGCAGAUCGAUGA
This is a messenger RNA of Monomorium pharaonis (pharaoh ant), 939 nucleotides long. RefSeq names its product UPF0329 protein ECU05_1680/ECU11_0050-like. Lineage: Eukaryota; Metazoa; Arthropoda; Insecta; Hymenoptera; Formicidae. Bases 37 to 939 code for a protein of 300 amino acids. The transcript is spliced from 2 exons. The record is from RefSeq and is a predicted model, not a curated record.